Rana temporaria (common frog) is the source of this 4694-nucleotide messenger RNA. RefSeq names its product aryl hydrocarbon receptor (gene AHR). The record is from RefSeq and is a predicted model, not a curated record. The transcript has 11 exons. Lineage: Eukaryota; Metazoa; Chordata; Amphibia; Anura; Ranidae. Gene Ontology annotation, cellular component: nucleus; aryl hydrocarbon receptor complex. Bases 347 to 2905 code for a protein of 852 amino acids. Gene Ontology annotation, biological process: regulation of transcription by RNA polymerase II. Gene Ontology annotation, molecular function: protein dimerization activity; nuclear receptor activity; transcription cis-regulatory region binding.
GGAGCCGGGAAGUGUGGGCCGCGCCUGCGCAUUGUACUCUCGGAGUCUGUCGGUGGCUGGACUUGCAGAAGUGAAGAAGAGUUGAGGAAGGGGGAUAGAGGAGCGCUGGGCAGGACUCGUAUCUAAUGCCACCAACACAGAUACGGCGCCUCUCCACACCUCCGAUACACCCCGCUAGAAGCCCGCCGCCCCCCAUCUACUGACCGGAGCCCGACCUUCCCCGCUCCACACCUCCUAUACGGAUUAUUUCUUUUUGCUUUAAAAGCGCUGUUGGCCUGGAAGGCGAGGAGGAGGAAAGAAGAAAGAUAUUAAAUAUUUAUCAAGUUUUUCUAAGCUGGAGGAAAAGAUGAACAGCAACAUCAUGUAUGCGAGCAGGAAGAGGAGAAAACCCGUCCAGAAGGCGGCCAAGCCAACACCGCCUGAUGGAGUCAAGUCAAACCCGUCAAAGAGGCACAGGGACCGUCUCAAUACCGAACUUGACAGAUUAGCCAGCCUCUUACCCUUCCCCCAGGAGAUCAUAACUAAACUUGAUAAACUCUCUGUGCUCAGGCUAAGUGUCAGUUUUCUCAGGGCCAAGGGCUUUUUUGAAGUUGCACUACAAGGUUCUAAGACAGAUGGCAAUGGAAUCAGUGACAAUCGGAGAGCCAUUAAACCAGGAGAAGAUCUGCGUUCGUUUGAAGGAGAACUUUUGUUACAAGCACUCAAUGGAUUUGUCUUGGUGGUUACUGCAGAUGGCCUUGUCUUCUUCGCCUCAUCCACCGUUCAGGAUUAUCUUGGGUUUCAGCAAUCUGAUGUAAUUCACCAAAGUGUUUUUGAGCUGAUUCACACAGAAGAUCGAGGCGAAUUUCAGCGUCAGCUGCACUGGGCGUUGGACCCUGUUCUACCUUCAGCAGAUGCCCAGAGAUCACCAGGUGACAAUGGGUUCACAAUGAUGACGAACUUGUAUAAUCCUGACCAGCUUCCACCUGAGAAUUCAUCCUUCAUGGAAAGGAACUUUGUCUGCAGGCUAAGAUGUCUUUUAGAUAAUUCCUCUGGAUUUUUGGCUAUGAAUUUUCAAGGACGUCUGAAGUAUCUCCAUGGACAAAACAAGAGAGGGAAAGAUGGAGCGCAAGUACCCCCUCAGCUUGCACUCUUUACCCUGGCUACACCGCUGCAAUCACCUUCCAUAUUGGAGAUCCGAACCAAAAACUUUAUCUUCAGAACAAAGCACAGACUAGACUUCACCCCAAUAGGGUGUGAUGCAAAAGGAAGUGUGGUGCUGGGAUACACAGAAUCAGAGCUGUGUGUUAGAGGAACUGGAUAUCAGUUUAUCCAUGCUGCAGAUAUGCUGUAUUGUGCAGAGAAUCAUGUCCGAAUGAUCAAGACUGGAGAAAGUGGUAUGACUGUGUUCAGACUUCUCGGAAAAAAUAACAUAUGGAUCUGGGUACAAGCAAAUGCACGUCUCGUUUAUAAAAAUGGGCGACCAGAUUACAUCAUUGCAACACAAAGACCUCUUACGGAGGAAGAAGGAGCAGAGCACUUAAGAAAGCGAAGCACACAGCUGCCUUUCAUUUUUGCGACUGGUGAGGCAGUGUUAUACGAGUCCUCAUUUCCCUUUCCAGGCCUAAUGGGCCCCUCACAAAAUAAACCUAAAAGUUCUUCAAGUAAAGGCUCCUCUGCCAAAGCAACAGCAAAUGAGGCACCUGUCAAUCCUGCCUCCCUUCUGGGUGCCAUGCUGAGACAACAGGAUGAGCCUCUGUACAUUUGUCCUCCAGCUCCAAACACCUUCUCUUUUGAUAAUGUUUUCAAAGAUAGCAGAAAUGAACUGAGCAACAGCUUUCCCAGUGCUUGUCAGGACUCUCGGAUACCUGCUACAAACAACAAUAUAAAGCAAGGGGAAGCAGCCUUUUUCCAGGGAAAGGGUACAGUGUUGUUGUCAGACCGUGCAGAAGGCUUCUCUGAGGGCAAAAACGGUGAGCUUUACAACAUUAUGAGAAGCUUUGGGAUUGAUUUUGAGGACCUUGAGAUGAUACAGCAAGAUGAAGAGUUUUUCAGAAAUGAAUUUGAUUAUCCAGAUAUUGGGGAAAUCGAUGUGGCGGAUGAAAUUUUAAAUUAUGUUCAGGAUUCUCUAAACAGGAAAUCGGAUUGCAUGUUUAUGAACUCUGUUCAGCAAAUACCUUGCAUACAGGACCCCAGCAAUGUAGUACAAAGCAGCUUAAACACAGCACAAAUGCGUCCACAACAGCCCAACCAUAUGAUCCCACAGCAGCUGUGUCAAAAAAUGAAACACAUGCAAGUCAAUGGUGUUCUAACGAAUUGGAAUUCUGUAAGUGGUGUCCCUUUAACGUAUCGGGGUCAACCAGCUGAGCAAUAUGUUCCUAGCCUCAACAGUGUAGCCCCAGACUAUUAUAAAUCAGAACUCACAAGUACUCCAUUUGCUUGCAAACAGGAAUAUAUGCCUUAUCAGGAGACAAUACCCUCAGUGCCACUGCCAUCGAGCAUUACACAGAUGGACUUUGAUCUUGGAAAUGUGGAACAGCCAGUGUAUUCUGCGCCCACAAACUUGGAUGGUCUUUUGGAAUGUUUAUCACAGGCUCCUGAAAUGCAAGACUGUGGUGUAAAUGCACGGACAGUAAUAAUGAAUGCCCAGCCUUGUUACUCUGGUGCUGUAUCCAUGUAUCAGUGCCUCCAGGAACCCCAGCCAUCUUGUAUGAAUCAGAUGCAAUAUAAUGCCACCAUGCCAGCACAGCAGCAGUUAAUAAAUAAACAGUUCCAAAAUGGUUUUGUCGGAGGUAACCUGAAUGAAACCUAUACAGCACCAAUUGAAAUGGUAAACAGCACCCAAACCGCGCCACAUUUACCAUCGCAUCAUCUUCCUGCAAGCUCCAAGCUUUUUCCAGACAUGCCGUCAAGUGGAUUAAUGUGAGGAGAACCACCUUUGUGCGCACCAUAAAACUUGCCACACUCACUGCAGUCUGAUUAUACAACUUCCUUUAGAUCUACCAAUAGCUAUGUAGUUCAUGGUUCUUCCUGAUUGGAUACAUAUUGUUUGGGUAGGUCCUCGUAUUACAUAGUUUUGGUAUAUCUAAAGUUGAUUGUACAAAGUUUGUAUGGUCAGAUUGUAACGUGUAUAGUAAACUUAAGGUGUGCUUCUGUUGGCCUCAAUAAAAGAAGACUUAAUGCUGAACAUGCUUUAAAAGCCACAUUACAUCAUAAAGCGUUUAUUUGGGCUAUUUGCACUUUGUAGGCCUCCAGUGGCUUACACAUUGGACAGGGCUGGCCAGGCCAUACAUGGAAGUAGAAAGAGCAUAUUAUGGAAUUAAGCAGAAUGGCUCUGCUUUUCCCAUGAUUUAAAAAUCAUAUUAUUUUUAGUGAAAUUUUAAGUCAUCUUAUUUUUGCUAUCCAGUUCUAGAAUAUAUAACAUCAUAAGCAACAAGAUAAGGCAAAAUUGUAUUUACCUCUCCACUGCUGUACAAUCAAAAUGUUUCUUAAUAGAGCACUUAAACCCUUUGAGUACUAUGGCAUGAUAUAUACCGGUAGUUUUAUAUACAUUUUGCUUACCUUUAUAAUUUUAUGACUUCUGCAAAGAAAACAUGUGUAACAGAAGCACUUAAAAUGGCAGUUCUAUUCUCUAUAUAAGGUUUAUUGAUGAACCUUAGGUUCUAAUUUUUUCAUGUCUGUGUGCAUAUUUUUCCUCACACAUGACCACGGAUGUGGAUUUAGAGCUUACGCUUAUAAAUGUGUACCUACAUCUGAAUGCCCAUGGGCCACUGAAAAUGUAAAUGUAACCCAUAAAAAACAGAACUGAUUUUAUAAUCCCUUUAGGAUAUUCAUUUACAAAAUAAUUCUGCAAAAUUAAGAUAAUUCCAUAAUAGGAUUUGGUUAGACAGAACACCAAUUUCUUCAUGAGAACUUGGCCAGCAUUAAAACCGUACCAUCAUGCCUUAUGCUGCUAUUCAGUCAAUGAUCAAAGUCUACCAGAGCCUGAGUGAAUUCAUGGAGAAAUCUGACGGUGCUCUUUUAUCCUCACAUAAUGCUUAAUUUAGAUUUAAACUCUGACAUUGGUCAAAUAUACAGAGGUGGCUCAUUACUGUUCAGUAUCGGCCAGGACAAGAACACUAAAAUGGCUGCUUGACUUAUCAAAUCCCAGGUCAUCCCUCCUUCGGGAAAAGGCAGAGCUUUGUAUAUGCUGCAAAUUGAAGGGCCUGCACUUAUUUCACUGAUUUCUUAUCUAGAAGCAGUCUUCGCUGUCUGAACACAAACAUUGAGCAUAUGCAAUGCCCUCUUUAAAGUUUAAAAUCCUCUUUUAAUUUAUUAGUUCCUAGUUUUUAAUGGUUUACUUUUUAGACCAAAGUAAAUCAACAGUUUGGUUGCAUAUUUUUUGUUUUGGCCAAGGGACAGGUUCUACUACAUGUGGUUGCUAGAUAGAUCCUGGCAAUUCUCAGGCUGGAUCACACUGUUGGUCUCACCGGUUUGUUUAGAACGAUUGAUUAGUGGCAGUAAUAUACAAUUUAUAAUAAUAUUACCUUCCAUUGUUCAUGUUCACAAGCCUGUUUAAUACCCAUUGAAAUAUGUAAGAACAACCUUUACUGUUAAAGACUACAUGCUUAUUCGUAUAUAGUAUUGCAGCACAUGUGGUUUGUAUUAGCUUGAGAUUUACAGAAUUUUUGAUACAUAGACAUUAAAGAGGAAGUAAACCCUCUCAAAUAAAAAAA